Molecule: messenger RNA, 256 nt
Organism: Priapulus caudatus
Lineage: Eukaryota; Metazoa; Priapulida; Priapulimorpha; Priapulimorphida; Priapulidae
Product: kinesin heavy chain-like
Exons: 2
Source: RefSeq, a predicted model, not a curated record
UACCAGCACGAGGUUGACAGAAUCAAGGAGGCUGUGAGACAGCGAAACCUCGCUCGUCGCGGUCACGGAGCCCAGGUCGCAAAACCCAUCAGAGGUCAUGGAGGUCACCAGGCACAGGCGGCGCCACAGGGCAUCCGCGGCGGAGGCGCGGUGAACGGCUCCACCCCGCUACCUCAGAAAGUUACAGCUAACAGUCCCAUGAAUGCAGAGAUUAGUCCUGUGACGGCAGCACACAGCCCCUACCGGCGCAGUGCAG